GAAUGAGUGCGGGUAGGAGUGCGCUUGUGUUUGGAGAUAUUCUGACUGACAGCCACAGCGCUGAAGCUGUUCUCGGAGCUGUCAGGUGGUUUUUACGCUUCUUUAACGAUUCUAAGCGCGAUAUCAAACGGGAUUUUAUAACAACUGUGCCAAAUGAACACUAUAAUAGAGAAGAAGCACACCGCGCUCAGGUGUUCAGAGAGAUAAGGACUGUUACCUCAUUAUACCUGCAGGACCUGGGACAUAAACACACGAACGUACAGAAGAACUCAGGCAUUUACUGGAUUCACUCUUUGAGUUAAGCUCAAAGUUGCUUUUGGACAGUUUGGAGAAAGCAGUGGCCUCUGCAAUUGUGUCUUUCUGACUUCAACGGAUGCACCAUGCUGUUGGGCAGUCCUUGGUCAGUCCAGGUUCUCCUGGCUCUGUCUGUCCUGACGUUGGGUUUGGACAGCGAACCUCAGAGCGCCCCCCGUGUCUUCUUGUCCUUCAAAGAUAUGAGGUCUACAGGUACAGCCCAUUACUUCUCUUUCCUGUUGAACACAUCAGACUAUCGCAUCUUGCGCAUGGAUGAGGAUCACGACCGCAUGUAUGUUGGGAGCAAAGACUACAUCCUUUCUCUGGACCUUCACGACAUAAACCGAGAGCCACUCAUAAUACACUGGCCUGUUUCCCCGCAGAGGAAGACGGAGUGUAUUUUAAGUGGCAAAGACACAAACGGCGAGUGCGGUAAUUUCAUCCGUCUGAUCGAGCCAUGGAACAGGACGCACUUGUACGUGUGUGGGACGGGCGCCUACAACCCAAUAUGCACUUAUGUCAACAGAGGACGCAAGCCAAUGACGGCCAUGCAUCUCCAGAUGCCCCAGACCAGAGGAAGAACUAGUCGUGCAGCUGAACCUGAAAUCGUGUUUGAUGAGACAGGACUUCAGGAAUACGUGUUUCAUUUGGAGCCUGGCAGAGAGGAUUCUGGGAAGGGAAAGUGCCCAUAUGAUCCAAAACUGAACAGCGUCUCUGCUUUGAUUAAUGGAGAACUGUAUGCAGGGGUGUAUAUUGACUUCAUGGGAACAGACUCUGCUAUUUUUCGAACUUUGGGGAAAAAUGCAGUCAUGCGUACCGACCAAUACAACUCAAGAUGGCUGAAUGACCCCUCAUUUGUCCAUGUGCACCUUAUCCCUGACAGCAAUGAGAAAAACGAUGACAAACUCUACUUUUUCUUCCGUGAGAAGUCUUCCGAGAUGGGCCAGAGCCCCAAGUCACAGUCACGCAUCGGCCGAAUCUGCCUGAACGAUGAUGGCGGUCACUGCUGCUUGGUCAACAAGUGGAGCACCUUCCUGAAAGCCCGUCUCAUCUGCUCAGUCCCAGGAGCAGAUGGGAUUGAAACGCAUUUCGACGAUCUCAGGGAUGUGUACAUACAGCCCACGCAGGACACUAAAAAUCCAGUCAUCUAUGGGGUCUUCUCUGUGUCAGGCUCUGUAUUCAAAGGCUCUGCGGUCUGCGUCUACUCCAUGGCGGACAUUCGGAUGGUGUUCAAUGGACCUUUUGCCCACAAAGAAGGUCCCAAUUAUCAGUGGGUGGCCUACACUGGAAAAAUCCCCUACCCUCGUCCAGGAACAUGUCCUGGUGGGACUUUCACCCCCAACAUGAAGUCCACUAAAGACUACCCUGACGAGGUCAUCAACUUCAUGCGGAACCAUCCCACUAUGUACAACACUGUGUAUCCGGUGCACAAGCGCCCCCUGGUGGUCAGGACCAACGUGGACUAUGAGUUCACCACCAUCACUGUGGACCAGGUGACUGCUGCCGACGGCAACUACGAGGUGCUCUUCCUGGGUACAGACAGAGGUACAGUGCAGAAGGUGAUCGUUCUGCCAAGAGAUGACCUGCAGACAGAGGAACUCGUGCUGGAGGAAGUGGAGGUCUUUAAGGUCCCUACUCCCAUCACAACUAUGAAGAUUUCUUCAAAACGG
Molecule: messenger RNA, 1964 nt
Organism: Pimephales promelas (fathead minnow)
Lineage: Eukaryota; Metazoa; Chordata; Actinopteri; Cypriniformes; Leuciscidae
Source: RefSeq, a predicted model, not a curated record